UCCCAGCAGUCUUUGCGGCUGCGCACACGUGGUGGAACGGCGGACGGAGGCAUCAUGGCUGUGUUUAUGGACCUGAACGUGUCGUUUCUCCCGGACAGGAGCGACCUGCGCAGCGUCGUGGAGACGGCGGCUCACCUCGGGUUCUCCACCAUCGCCCUCAACUACGUAUUUGAGCCCACAGCCAAGAAGAAACAGGAGAUCCCCACCCCGACUCCGAUCAACGAACUGAUCGAUCAGCUGCCCGUGGUGCAGGGUCGAUCUCGUCCAAUCAGAGUGCUGAACAGGCUGACGGUGGUGAUGUCAGACGCGAGUCACUUUAGGCCGAACGCUCCGGAGUACCGUCGCUUCGACCUGCUCGCUGUCCAGCCAACCUCAGAGAAACUUUUCCACGCAGCCUGCAUGGUUUAUGACAUCGACAUCAUCUGUGUGCCGAUGACGGAGAAACUUCCUUUCUUCUUCAAGAGAGCGCCAAUCAACGGGGCCAUAGACAGAGGUGUGGUGUUCGAGGUGUCGUACUCUGCAGCCAUCAGAGACUCCACCAUGAGGCGCUACACCAUCGCCAACGCCGUCAGUCUGAUGGAGAGCUGCAAGGGAAAGAGUGUGAUUCUGUCCAGUGCAGCUCAGAAGGCUCUCGAGCUCAGAGGACCGUAUGAUGUCACCAACCUAGCUCUGCUGUUCGGUUUGUCAGACGGAGACGCCAAAGAAGCCGUCUCGUCCACCUGCAGAGCCGCUCUGCUGCAUGCAGAAACCAGGAGGACAGCCAGCGGAAUCAUCUACACCACGAGGAGCCAGCAGGAGGCGCCACAGAGCUCAGUAGACGGUGAAACUCCAGCAGCCAAGAGAGCCAAACCAACGUGACCGCGAGAACGACCGACAUCGGAGGAGGAGGGGACUGUCAGUUGUGUAGGGGGCGUGGCCGAUAGCGGUGGAGGGUGGGGCAUACGGUGGAGGAGGGCGGGCCAACUCCGGUUUCUUCUCCUGCCUUUUUUUUCAAAUUGUUGAUGUUUUUUUUGUUUCUGCUGACAGUUUAAAGCAAAUUCUGAGUUUAAUAAACAGUUUGAAGAAUUCA
Molecule: messenger RNA, 1069 nt
Organism: Maylandia zebra (zebra mbuna)
Lineage: Eukaryota; Metazoa; Chordata; Actinopteri; Cichliformes; Cichlidae
Gene: rpp30
Product: ribonuclease P/MRP 30 subunit
Biological process (GO): tRNA processing; translation
Cellular component (GO): ribosome; nucleolar ribonuclease P complex
Molecular function (GO): RNA binding; structural constituent of ribosome
Source: RefSeq, a predicted model, not a curated record